This is a messenger RNA of Haliotis rufescens (red abalone), 4021 nucleotides long. RefSeq lists its product as uncharacterized. The transcript has 2 exons. Lineage: Eukaryota; Metazoa; Mollusca; Gastropoda; Lepetellida; Haliotidae. Bases 432 to 3857 code for a protein of 1141 amino acids. The record is from RefSeq and is a predicted model, not a curated record.
UGUCAGCAUAAACCACAAAAUAUAUCUUUCAACUCUGUUUUUUUCACCAAAAUAACAUUCUAAUAAGAGCCCCCUAUUUCUAAUUUUGAGAGCGCCCUGGGCGCUUAUUACGUCGAAUACAGUAUGACCGUUAAUGCUUAGUUGAACAGGACCCUGUUGGCUAACUAGAAACAUUGUUUGUAAAUGUAUAAAUGCAAUGGUGAAUGGUAUUAUUUGUUCAGGGUGGACUAGCCCUCUGAUUCCAGCCUAGGAUCAGAUUAGAGUAUUGCCUAGUGUAGACAUACUGUACUCAUACUCACUCACGAAACUUCCAAUGUAGAAAUGUUAUUUAAGCUUCAAAAAGACAAGGGAUGGGUGCUCUCCCCUGCAUCCCCCUCUGGAUCCAUGCAUGAACAAUGAGGAACAUAAUGCUUCCCAAAUAGCGCUUCGAAAUGGUUCUCAAGUCAUCUUGCCAGAAACUUCAGGUCCAUCUCCCAGGGUUCCUGGGACUUCAGGUCCAUCUCCCAGGGUUCCUGAGACUUCAGGUCCAUCCCCCAGUGUUCCUGAGACUUCAGAUCCAUCUCCCAGGGUUCCUGAAACUUCAGGUCCAUCUCCCAGGGUUCCUGAGACUUCAGGUCCAUCCCCCAGCGUUCCUGAGACUUCAGGUCCAUCCCCCAGGGUUCCUGGGACUUCAGGUCCAUCUCCCAGGGUUCCUGAGACUUCAGGUCCAUCCCCCAGGGUUCCUGGGACUUCAGGUCCAUCUCCCAGGGUUCCUGAGACUUCAGGUCCAUCCCCCAGGGUUCCUGGGACUUCAGGUCCAUCUCCAAGGGUUCCUGAGACUUCACGUCCAUCCCACAGGGUUCCUGGGACUUCAGGUCCAACUCCAAGGGUUCCUGAGUCUUCAGGUCCAUCCCCCAGGGUUCCUGGGACUUCAGGUCCAUCUCCCAGGGUUCCUGAGACUUCAGGUCCAUCCCCCAGGGUUCCUGGGACUUCAGGUCCAACUCCAAGAGUUCCUGAGACUUCAGGUCCAUUCCCCAGCGUUCCUGAGACUUCAGGUCCAUCUCCCAGGGUUCCUGAGACCUCAGGUCCAUCCCCCAGCGUUCUUGGGACUUCAGGUCCAACUCCAAGGGUUCCUGAGACUUCAAGUCCAUCUCCCAGGAUUCCUGAGACUUCAGGUCCAUCCCCCAGCGUUCCUGGGACUUCAGGUCCAUCCCCCAGGGUUCCUGAAACUUCAGGUCCAUCUCCCAGGGUUCCUGAGACUUCAGGUCCAUCUCCCAGGGUUCCUGAAACUUCAGGUCCAUCUCCCAGGGUUCCUGAGACUUCAGGUCCAUCCCCCAGGGUUCCUGAGACUUCAGGUCCAUCCCCCAGGGUUCCUGAGACUUCAGGUCCAUCCCCCAGGGUUCCUGAGACUUCAGGUCCAUCCCCCAGGGUUCCUGAGACUUCAGGUCCAUCUCCCAGGGUUCCUGAGACUUCAGGUCCAUCCCCCAGGGUUCCUGGGACUUCAGGUCCAUCUCCCAGGGUUCCUGAGACUUCAGGUCCAUCCCCCAGGGUUCCUGGGACUUCAGGUCCAUCUCCCAGGGUUCCUGAGACUUCAGGUCCAUCCCCCAGGGUUCCUGCGACUUCAGGUCCAACUCCAAGGGUUCCUGAGUCUUCAGGUCCAUCCCCCAGGGUUCCUGGGACUUCAGGUCCAUCUCCCAGGGUUCCUGAGACUUCAGGUCCAUCCCCCAGGGUUCCUGGGACUUCAGGUCCAACUCCAAGAGUUCCUGAGACUUCAGGUCCAUCCCCCAGCGUUCCUGGGACUUCAGGUCCAUCCCCCAGGGUUCCUGAAACUUCAGGUCCAUCUCCCAGGGUUCCUGAGACUUCAGGUCCAUCUCCCAGGGUUCCUGAAACUUCAGGUCCAUCUCCCAGGGUUCCUGAGACUUCAGGUCCAUCCCCCAGGGUUCCUGAGACUUCAGGUCCAUCCCCCAGGGUUCCUGAGACUUCAGGUCCAUCCCCCAGGGUUCCUGGGACUUCAGGUCCAUCUCCCAGGGUUCCUGAGACUUCAGGUCCAUCCCCCAGGGUUCCUGGGACUUCAGGUCCAUCUCCCAGGGUUCCUGAGACUUCAGGUCCAUCCCCCAGGGUUCCUGGGACUUCAGGUCCAUCUCCCAGGGUUCCUUAGACUUCAGGUCCAUCCCCCAGGGUUCCUGGGACUUCAGGUCCAACUCCAAGGGUUCCUGAGUCUUCAGGUCCAUCCCCCAGGGUUCCUGGGACUUCAAGUCCAUCUCCCAGGAUUCCUGAGACUUCAGGUCCAUCCCCCAGCGUUCCUGGGACUUCAGGUCCAUCCCCCAGGGUUCCUGAAACUUCAGGUCCAUCUCCCAGGGUUCCUGAGACUUCAGGUCCAUCUCCCAGGGUUCCUGAAACUUCAGGUCCAUCUCCCAGGGUUCCUGAGACUUCAGGUCCAUCCCCCAGGGUUCCUGAGACUUCAGGUCCAUCCCCCAGGGUUCCUGAGACUUCAGGUCCAUCCCCCAGGGUUCCUGAGACUUCAGGUCCAUCCCCCAGGGUUCCUGAGACUUCAGGUCCAUCUCCCAGGGUUCCUGAGACUUCAGGUCCAUCCCCCAGGGUUCCUGGGACUUCAGGUCCAUCUCCCAGGGUUCCUGAGACUUCAGGUCCAUCCCCCAGGGUUCCUGGGACUUCAGGUCCAUCUCCCAGGGUUCCUGAGACUUCAGGUCCAUCCCCCAGGGUUCCUGCGACUUCAGGUCCAACUCCAAGGGUUCCUGAGUCUUCAGGUCCAUCCCCCAGGGUUCCUGGGACUUCAGGUCCAUCUCCCAGGGUUCCUGAGACUUCAGGUCCAUCCCCCAGGGUUCCUGGGACUUCAGGUCCAACUCCAAGAGUUCCUGAGACUUCAGGUCCAUCCCCCAGCGUUCCUGGGACUUCAGGUCCAUCCCCCAGGGUUCCUGAAACUUCAGGUCCAUCUCCCAGGGUUCCUGAGACUUCAGGUCCAUCUCCCAGGGUUCCUGAAACUUCAGGUCCAUCUCCCAGGGUUCCUGAGACUUCAGGUCCAUCCCCCAGGGUUCCUGAGACUUCAGGUCCAUCCCCCAGGGUUCCUGAGACUUCAGGUCCAUCCCCCAGGGUUCCUGGGACUUCAGGUCCAUCUCCCAGGGUUCCUGAGACUUCAGGUCCAUCCCCCAGGGUUCCUGGGACUUCAGGUCCAUCUCCCAGGGUUCCUGAGACUUCAGGUCCAUCCCCCAGGGUUCCUGGGACUUCAGGUCCAUCUCCCAGGGUUCCUUAGACUUCAGGUCCAUCCCCCAGGGUUCCUGGGACUUCAGGUCCAACUCCAAGGGUUCCUGAGUCUUCAGGUCCAUCCCCCAGGGUUCCUGGGACUUCAGGUCUAUCUCCCAGGGUUCCUGAGACUUCAGGUCCAUCCCCCAGGGUUCCUGGGACUUCAGGUCCAACUCCAAGAGUUCCUGAGACUUCAGGUCCAUCCCCCAGCGUUCCUGAGACUUCAGGUCCAUCUCCCAGGGUUCCUGAGACCUCAGGUCCAUCCCCCAGCGUUCUUUGGACUUCAGGUCCAACUCCAAGGGUUCCUGAGACUUCAGGUCCAUCUCCCAGGGUUCCUGAGACUUCAGGUCCAUCCCCCAGCGUUCCUGGGACUUCAGGUCCAUCUCCCAGGGUUCCUGGGACUUCAGGUCCAUCUCCCAGGGUUCCUGGGACUUCAGGUCCAUCUCCAAGGGUUCCUGAGACUUCAGGUCCAUCUCCCAGGGUUCCUGAGACUUCAGGUCCAUCUCCCAGGGUUCCUGGGACUUCAGGUCCAUCUCCCAGGGUUCUUGGUACUUCAGGUCCAUCUGCCUCGGUUCAUGAUACUUCAGGUCCAUCUGCCUUGGUUCCUGGCAACUCUCUAGUAAGUACUAAUCCACACGUUAUCAUGAGAUCCAUGUUUUUGUGCAUAGACGCUCACAUUUGUUAUAUUGAUGAGAUAUUACCUUCCGUCCAAUGUUUACAAACAUAUUUGUGCUUACUGUCACAUAUUCAUUGUAUUUUUGUAAAUAAACUAUAUAUUAUCAUA